AUGUCGUUUCGUAUGCGAAGAAUGCUUUUGACAAGUUUAUUUGCUGGUGACAAAAGUGCCAUUAACCCAAACUUGAGAGCAUCCAUUUUCAACACCGUUGCCAGUGUCGGCUCGGAGGAAACCUUCGACUCGCUUUACAAGAUCUACACCAACUCACUGUCAGUUGAAGAAAAGCUUGCUGUUUUGAGGUCUCUUGGAAAAUUCAAGGAUGCUUCUGUUCUCGAUAAGACUCUUUCCUUGUUAUUGAAAACUGAAAUCAUCAAGCCACAAGAUUUGUACGUUCCUAUGCAAGGUAUGAGAACACACAAGACUGGUGUUGAAAAGUUAUGGGCAUGGUUCACGUCUCACUGGGAUGAGAUUUACAAGUUGUUACCUCCUGGUUUAUCGAUGUUGAUCUCUGUUGUCAUCAUUUCUACAUCUGGCUUCACUUCCGCUGAGCAAAAGGCGGAGGUCGAGAAAUUCUUCUCUUCGAAGGACACCAAGGGUUAUGACAAAGGUUUAGCCCAAUCCUUGGAUAUGAUUACUGCUAAGCACAACUGGGCUUCUCGCGAUAGCCAAGCGGUCUCUGAAUGGCUCAAGUCCAACGGCUACUACCAAUAA
This is a messenger RNA of Clavispora lusitaniae ATCC 42720, 600 nucleotides long. Lineage: Eukaryota; Fungi; Ascomycota; Pichiomycetes; Serinales; Metschnikowiaceae. The record is from RefSeq and is a predicted model, not a curated record.